This is a messenger RNA of Penicillium manginii, 1089 nucleotides long. Its product is annotated as intradiol ring-cleavage dioxygenase. The transcript has a single exon. Gene Ontology annotation, molecular function: oxidoreductase activity, acting on single donors with incorporation of molecular oxygen, incorporation of two atoms of oxygen; ferric iron binding. NCBI's taxonomy places the organism in Eukaryota, Fungi, Ascomycota, Eurotiomycetes, Eurotiales, Aspergillaceae. The record is from RefSeq and is a predicted model, not a curated record. Bases 1 to 1089 code for a protein of 362 amino acids.
AUGCUGGCAAGUCUACUCCCGUUAUUGAUUGCCACUUGGCUUGUCGGGUUCUGUGCUGCCCAUCCUUUCGAACAUGAUGAAAUAGACCGGUUUCAAGACUCCAUUGUGAAGAAGAUUACCAACAACACAAAUCUUAAGCUGUCGCGAUGCAGCGAUCACCUCAAAAAGCGUGGAAUUCAGGCUCGUGCUGAGCUUCGUCGCGCUGCCCUGCUAAACGCGUAUCGACAAGAACAUCUUGGCGCAAGCUUAACGACUAGCGUACAUAAUUAUAGGGACUUGGAUCCCUUCGCAUCCUCCGCGCUCGAAGAGCGAAGCUGUGUUCUCACCCCCGAAGCAACCAUCGGGCCCUUUUGGGUUCGUGGAGAAUUUAUUCGAUCAAAUAUCACAGAUGGCGAGGCCGGGAUUCCGCUGUUUCUGGAUGGUCAUUUCAUCAAUGUCAAUACCUGCGAGCCGAUCGAGGACUUAUAUUGGGAGAUCUGGAGCUGCAAUUCAGCCGGACAAUAUUCUGGUGUUCAGGAACACCAUGGUAGCCCUCUUUCUAAUCUCAACACAACCUUUUUGCGAGGUUUGCAGAAGACAGAUAAGGAUGGAUCCACUCAGUUCAAGACCAUCUUUCCUGGCCACUACGACGGACGAGCAACUCAUAUCCAUGUCCUUGCCCAUGUUGGAGCUACUGUCCUCCCCAACAAUACCCUCACUGGGGGCCAUGUUCCACACAUCAGUCAGCUCUUCUUCGAACAAGACUUGAUUACAGCUGUUGAAGCAACCGAACCCUAUCGCAUGAAUAAGGCUCAUAUUACCUUGAACUCAGAUGAUGGUAUCUUCACUUCCGCCACGGGAGGAGGAAAAUAUGACCCUAUCCUCAGCUACACCAUGCUCGGUGAUAAGUUGUCCGAUGGAAUUUUCGCCUCUGUGGCCAUGGGAAUUGACGUUUUGGCAAGCUACCGAGCCCCAUAUGCAGCAGAGCUGACUGACCAUGGUGGUGUAUCUCACAGAAAUGGCUGGCUUGAGUUCUUACCUAGCUAUGAACAGAUCUUUACAUGGUUUCAGGAUGUGAUGUACAGGAUUUGGGUCUUAUUUCUUUGGUGA